GGAAGUUCCGCUUUUAAAUUUUAGCGCUGUUUCCAAAAACACUGAACACGAAGCUGAAAUUGAGAAGCAGGACACACAGACUGCUCGGAAUAAACCUUAUAAUCGAUUUUAAAUGUCCGUAGUGACCGUUCAGCUGGGUCAGUGCGGGAACCAAGUGGGUCAGGAGCUGUUCGACACCAUUUGGACCGACAAUGUUCCGGAGGGACAGAGGAAAACGUACUGCACGAGCAGCCGGGACCGCUUCUUCCGUCGAACCGCACAUGGAGGCCUGCAGGCCAGGGCGGUGUUGAUUGAUAUGGAGCCCAAAGUUAUCAACCAGAGCAUGACCAAGGCUGCCAAGUCCGGCAGGUGGAAGUAUGGAGAAACUUCACACUUCAGCCAGAAACAAGGCUCUGGAAACAACUGGGCUAAUGGGUAUCAUGUCCUCGGUCCUCGUCACAGAGACGUGGUGGAGGAGCUGGUGAGGCGGGAGGUGGAGAGCUGCGACGUGCUGGCAGGUUUCAUGCCCAUGAUGAGUGUUGCCGGGGGAACGGGGUCUGGAGUCGGUACCUUUGUCACUCAGUGUCUCAGAGACAUCUACCCAGGUUCCUUCAUCCUGAACCACCUGACCUGGCCUUACGGGACAGGGGAGGUGAUCGUGCAGAACUAUAACUCGGUGCUGACGCUGGCGCACCUCUACCAGCUUUCGGACGCCAUCCUGGUGCACGAGAACGACGUCGUGCACAAGAUCUGCAGUCAGCUGCUGAACAUCAAGCCCAUCUCUUUCAGUGACAUCAACGGGGUCAUCGCUCACCAGCUGGGUGGCGUCCUGCAGCCCGCGCUCACACCCGACUCCCACGGAGCCUACGGCGGGAAUCCUCUGGGUGAGCUGGUGAGCGCCCUCGCCUGCCACCCGGAGUACAAGCUGCUCAGCGUGUGCACCGUCCCCCAGAUGCCCACCUCCUCCAUCGCCUUCAGCACGUUCAGCUGGCCGGCGCUGCUCAAACAUCUCCGGCAGAUGCUCAUCUCCAACUCCAAGAUGGAAGAAGGUAUUGAUUGGCAGGUGAGUCUGCCUCCAGCUGCAGGACGGGUCAGGGGUCUCACACCAGGCAGUUUCAACGUCUCGCUGGCUAACCUGCUCGUACUGAGAGGCAAGGACGUCUUCAGUGCAGAGACAGGUGGUUUUGCAGAUCCAUCCAUCUACACGUCCUGGCUCCCAUCAGAAGAAGCUUUCAGUCUGUGGAAAUCCCCGGUUCCCUUCAACAAGUACGAGAAGUCAGCUACGCUGGUUACCAACAGUCAGGCUCUGCUCAGACCUUUGGAUGACAUGGUGAGAAAAGCCUGGAACAUGUUUGCUUCCAGAGCUUACAUGCACCAGUAUAUUAAGUUUGGCAUGUCAGAGGAGGACUUCCUUGACAGUUUUACAUCUCUGGAGCAGGUCAUCUCCAGCUACAGUCAGCUGCACAGCUAGAACUGGGAGCUCCAACCAGACACCAACAUGGACUUUUUUUUUUAUUAAAUAAUAUAUUCAGAUGGAUUUUAACUUGUAAAUAAAACUACUGCUUUUA
Messenger RNA from Austrofundulus limnaeus, 1547 nucleotides. RefSeq names its product tubulin, delta 1 (gene tubd1). Gene Ontology annotation, cellular component: microtubule. Gene Ontology annotation, molecular function: GTP binding; structural constituent of cytoskeleton. The coding region runs from base 113 to 1450 and encodes 445 amino acids. NCBI's taxonomy places the organism in Eukaryota, Metazoa, Chordata, Actinopteri, Cyprinodontiformes, Rivulidae. The transcript has 8 exons. The record is from RefSeq and is a predicted model, not a curated record. Gene Ontology annotation, biological process: microtubule-based process.